This is a messenger RNA of Heterotrigona itama, 568 nucleotides long. NCBI's taxonomy places the organism in Eukaryota, Metazoa, Arthropoda, Insecta, Hymenoptera, Apidae. The record is from the annotation of a GenBank genome assembly.
ACAGCUGGCGAAAACUCGAGUUUUGAACCGCAUGGUCGCUUGAGACUCGAAAAAGGAUCCACCAAAGUGACCUCUGCACUCAGAUGAAACGAACUGGACUGAUGAUUGUCCUCGAAUUUUGCAGAUUUAUGUAUCUCUCUCUAUAUACAUAUAUACAUACACACAUAUAUAUGUAUAUAUGUAUAUGUGUAUGUAUAUGUAUAGAACAGAGAAUACGUGGCAAGAGAGAAGGCAGUUGUAAACGGGAGGAAGGGAGCGGCGUGUUCCAAUAUAGGGAGAAUAUUCGACGUCGACGUGGCGAUCUUACGCUGUGUGUCAUCGGUUACUGACCGACUUGUACCACAAUGGGAAGCAGCUGCACGCAGUUGGGAACGACAACCGUCCCUGGUUAUCCGGACAAACAUACGACGGCCAAUGGCAUAUACAGCUUAGAACCAGCACACCACCCAACACCACCACCGCCGGCACACCGCCGCCCGUCGUCACCCUCUCUGCACGAGGGAUUCCUCGGCUCGGCGAGAGGGUCGCAAGGGCGGAGGCAACCGAAGCAGGGCAGCUGGAACUCUGA